This is a messenger RNA of Erythranthe guttata (spotted monkey flower), 1135 nucleotides long. RefSeq names its product calcium uniporter protein 1, mitochondrial-like. The record is from RefSeq and is a predicted model, not a curated record. Lineage: Eukaryota; Viridiplantae; Streptophyta; Magnoliopsida; Lamiales; Phrymaceae. Gene Ontology annotation, cellular component: uniplex complex. Gene Ontology annotation, molecular function: uniporter activity; calcium channel activity. Gene Ontology annotation, biological process: calcium import into the mitochondrion; mitochondrial calcium ion homeostasis.
CUAAAAAUAUAUUAUUCAUUUCCAAAGUUUAUUUUCUUGAAAACUACACAUAGUGAAGGUGGGAAACGGUCAUAAGGCGACCGUUAAUACCGGUAUAAUUAUAGUAUGUUACCCCACCUCUUUCUUGGUCUUCUUGUUUCCCACUCUUUUCUCUUAUUUUCUCCAUUUUUCACUCACCCAUGACUUCAUUUAACCAUAAUAACAUUAUUAUUAUUAUUAUUAUUAAAUCUACAAGCAAACUAAUUUAAUUUUCUUGGACAUUUCAUCAAACAUGUGGAGAACUCAGGGUAUCAACCUCUUGAACCGGGCCGUUAAUUCCAGGCUGGGGCCCGCUCUGUUUUCCGGCAGCCAAUUUUCUCGAUCGAUGAUGGCCCCGUCGUUUCACCGUUACUGCAGCAGCUCUGCCGUGAGCGGCGGCGGCGGCGGAGAUGGCGGUACGAUGAGUUACGCGGAGGCGAAGAGGCUGCUGAGGCUGGUGAAUGUGGAGGCCUUGAAGGAGAAUAUGGGUACUAAAGACACUGAAGUUAUACCGUACGACGAGCUUGUGAACUCGUGCCUGAAAAUGGGCGUCGCUAAAUCCGCCGACGAGGCCGCCGCCUUCGCCAGAGUUCUUGACGACGCCGGCGUCGUUUUGCUCUUCCGCGACAAAGUGUACCUUCAUCCCGAUAAGGUGGUCGAUUUGGUUAGAAGAGCGGUACCACUAGCUCUUCUACCCGAAGACGACCCACAAAAGGGCGAACUAAACAAGCUCCAAGAGCAAAAGGACGAAAUCGACAUGCUAGCCCACAAGCAGGUCCGUCGGAUACUAUGGACGGGCCUCGGGCUAGCAAUGACACACAUCGGGCUCUUCUUCCGUCUCACGUUUUGGGAAUUCUCGUGGGAUGUGAUGGAGCCCAUUACUUUCUUCAGCACCGCUUCGGGUUUGAUCAUCGGCUAUGCCUACUUCAUGUUCACUUCGCGGGACCCCACUUAUCAAGAUCUUCUCAAGAGACUGUUUUUAUCGAGGCAGAGGAAACUCAUCAAGAGGCGCAAUUUCGAUGUUCGAAGAUUUGUGGAGCUUCAGAAACACUGCAAGUUGCAUCAUCAUUCGUGUGCGAUUAUCAGAAUUAUUCGGCGAUCCCGGCCAAAUAUGUAA